Molecule: messenger RNA, 520 nt
Organism: Schizophyllum commune H4-8
Lineage: Eukaryota; Fungi; Basidiomycota; Agaricomycetes; Agaricales; Schizophyllaceae
Exons: 6
Coding region: 26-514 (162 amino acids)
Source: RefSeq, a predicted model, not a curated record
UGAGCAGGAGGGCAAGCGAGAGGCUAUGCGAGCGAUCGCAGCACGCGAGGCUGCGAGGGCGAAAGCUGCAGCUGCAGCCGCCGCCGCAGAGGACGCUCGACGCGCAGAGAAGAGUGCUGCAGAUGCGACCCUGCUAGAGGGCCAGACGACCAUCGGUGGCGGACAGACCAGUCACUCCGUGGCGUCCGACAAGAAGCCGGUCAAGAAGAAGGCGGGGAAGCCCAAGCUUACUGCGAAGGAGAAGAAGGAGCGGAGUAUGGAGAUUGAAAAGAUAGUGAACUGCCUGCCGCUAGAGUUCCGAGGGAGCGAUCCGAAUUUGCGCCGCCACAUCGAUCUAGUCAUCGAAGGCAUGCUGGACGCACCAACGCGCGUUGUCAAGAUUCAAGACCUCAUCAAACCUCCGGACCUCAACCAGGCUCGCGUCAACAAGUGCUUGAUUGCACUGGUCAACCGGAAGAUCGUCACGAAGGAGAACGCUACUGGAACUACGCUCUAUCACUGGCAAGGCAUAUGAUCUCGG